GUUCUUUUGAUGAACUUUUUUGUUGUGUUAAUAACUUCCUUCCUCUUUACCGUAACUACGUACAUUCCAUCACUGGAUACACCCGGUAAACUGUAAAUACCGACCACUGAGUUCGAACAUGCUUGGUUUGGGAACCGCUGAAGGAUCUUAUUUUAAAGGCAAUGAUUUACGCCUUUCAUCCGGAAUCACUGUUGACAAACUUGGAAGUCGAGGGGUUAAAUUUCUGUAUCUCUUGGACUGCUCUGUACAUAAACAGCAUGUUGCCCAGGUACGAUAUAAGGAUUCCGGUCAGUUGUCAUUUGAGUCCGUGUGCACUGAAAAUAAUGACAAUUCAGUUUCAGAUUCUCACGAGAGUUCUGAGCAAAGACAGCUUCCAAGAAAAGCCACCAGAUUGCCACAGAAAUCCCAACCUAAAAAACAGAAACCUGGAUUUGCAUUCAAACUUCGGAGAAUGUAAU
Messenger RNA from Dicrocoelium dendriticum, 458 nucleotides. NCBI's taxonomy places the organism in Eukaryota, Metazoa, Platyhelminthes, Trematoda, Plagiorchiida, Dicrocoeliidae. The record is from the annotation of a GenBank genome assembly.